UUUAUAAUUAAUUAAGAAUAAAUCCGAUUGACUUGAACUCACAUAGAUAAAAGAACUCGAGAAAGUUUCUCCUCGGAACAAAGUUAGUUUAGCUCGUUUUAAAUAAUUGUUCUCGUGAAGACAGUGUCGUCUGACUAACGUUAGUUUCAAUAGAACAGAAAGAUUCGGUCAAUAGUUGAAGGAGCUUGAUUGGCUUCCAGUAGCAAUAAUGGAUUUUUGAAAAUCUAUUCUACAGAAAAUAAUUAGAUCUAUCUGUCUGUGAAAUGCUGCUUGAUGCUAGGUAAAAAAAUGAGUGAGACAUAUCAGAAAUACGACAAAAUUCUCAAUAUCUAAUUAUGAUUACCGCAGGCUACCGAAUUUAAUUUUUUGGUUGCUACAUGUUUGUCUAUAUUACAUGAACUAAGUUAUCAGUUUCUAAAAGUACACACAAUCAAAUAAGAAGAGGAAAAAUAAUGUUGAAUAAAAAAAUUGAUUUAUGUUACAAAAAGUUGUAUGUCAUGUCGUUUUCGCAUAUACGCAUAUUUUAUAUCAGAUAUAAACGUUCUAAAUGUGACAUUAAUAUUCUUAUCUGCAUGCAUAUUUCUAGUUUUUCUGAUUAACUGAUAUAUCGAAUUGAUGAUUUUCAACACGAAAACGAUGUUUAUUUUCAAGGAUAAAUAAUGAUGUUUAAUAUCAUAUUGAAAAUAUAGGUAGAAAAUCUAAACACAUAUCUAUCUUUAGAUCCAAACCUUGGUGAAACAAAACGAACAAGAACAUCUUAUUCUCGAUAUCAAACGUUGGAAUUAGAAAAAGAAUUUCAUUUUAAUCGAUAUUUGAGUCGUCGUCGUCGAAUUGAAAUUGCUCAUGCAUUAGGUUUAACUGAGCGACAAAUAAAAAUAUGGUUUCAAAAUCGACGAAUGAAAUGGAAAAAAGAAAAUAAAUUGACAAGUUUAAAUGAUGUUAGUAAAAAUGAAGAUAAAGCGGCAAUCAUGGUUGUUAAAAAAGAAAAACACGAUAUUCGACAACACUCGACAAUAAACAGUGCGACUAAUAGUUCAUCGUCUCUAACACAACAAAGCAGUGGAUCAUGCGGAAGAUCAUCGCCAAAUUUGAAUAAGCUAUAA
Didymodactylos carnosus is the source of this 1103-nucleotide messenger RNA. NCBI's taxonomy places the organism in Eukaryota, Metazoa, Rotifera, Eurotatoria, Philodinida, Philodinidae. The record is from the annotation of a GenBank genome assembly.